Messenger RNA from Pollicipes pollicipes, 384 nucleotides. Its product is annotated as neuronal acetylcholine receptor subunit alpha-7. Lineage: Eukaryota; Metazoa; Arthropoda; Thecostraca; Pollicipedomorpha; Pollicipedidae. The coding region runs from base 1 to 384 and encodes 127 amino acids. The transcript has 3 exons. Gene Ontology annotation, cellular component: postsynaptic membrane. The record is from RefSeq and is a predicted model, not a curated record. Gene Ontology annotation, biological process: monoatomic ion transmembrane transport. Gene Ontology annotation, molecular function: acetylcholine-gated monoatomic cation-selective channel activity; transmembrane signaling receptor activity.
AUGUUUAAACGGUCCAAGGUGGCCGGGGACGAGAGGAACCAGAUCCUUACCACCAACUGUUGGCUGACCCACGUCUGGACGGAUUACCACCUAACUUGGAACGUCUCUGACUUUGGCGGCGUGGAGAAGAUUCGCGUGCCCUACUAUAGGGUGUGGAAGCCUGACAUCAUACUCUACAACAACGCUGACUCUCAGUACACCACGGCCGUGAUCAACACGAACGUGAUCGUGACCAGCGCCGGCCAGGUCACCUGGCUGUCGCACGGCAUCUACCAGUCGUCGUGCGACAUGGACGUCGAGUACUUCCCGUUCGACAUCCAGAGCUGCGAGAUGAAGUGGGCCAGCUGGACGUACGACGGCUACACGGUACGUCCCCGCGUGUGA